Zophobas morio is the source of this 7809-nucleotide messenger RNA. It is a transcript of the gene p130CAS, whose product is annotated as breast cancer anti-estrogen resistance protein 1. The transcript is spliced from 4 exons. The record is from RefSeq and is a predicted model, not a curated record. Gene Ontology annotation, molecular function: protein binding. Gene Ontology annotation, biological process: cell surface receptor protein tyrosine kinase signaling pathway; cell migration. The coding region runs from base 179 to 2050 and encodes 623 amino acids. Gene Ontology annotation, cellular component: cytoplasm; plasma membrane. Lineage: Eukaryota; Metazoa; Arthropoda; Insecta; Coleoptera; Tenebrionidae.
AUGAUUCACGAAACACUAAUUCCAGUUUAGUUGGUUUGUAGCUGUUUGGGAGUGGAGAAGGUGAUGAUAUUCUUCAAGUUGGGCCUUACUUAACUUUAGGUGUUUUAAGUUUUUGUGUGUUUUUGUUUAAUUUAACAUAGUGUUGUUUUGUUUUGAAGUGUUGUUGAUAAUUUCGAUAAUGCCUCAACCAACGGAUAACUUGCCUCCUUCACAGCAUUGUUUGGCGCGGGCCCUGUAUGACAAUAUUCCGGAUUCUCCAGAUGAGCUCGCGUUUAGAAAAGGGGACACUUUGAUAGUCCUUGAGCAGAAUACAGCAAAUAUUGAAGGGUGGUGGUUGUGCUCUCUACGUGGACGACAGGGAAUUUGCCCAGCGAAUAGGCUGCGACUAAUACCAGGAGUGUAUGAAGACACUGGACAGACGAGAGUUUGUUCACCGCAGUUAACAGAAAUAUCCAGCGAUUUUAGCUGUCUUCAAAGACAAGGAAAAAGAAGAAGUUGGCAUGUGCAACCAAACCAGGUGGUGACUCCAAAAAAGUAUAACGACGUCUACUUGUACGACAUGCCUCCAUCACGUUGUUCCCCCAUACCUGUUUCUGGUUUAAGUCCUGGAUUUAGUCCCCGUGAUCAGACGAAUGACUGUUAUGAUGUUCCACCCCGGGCCAUUCCAGUAAAUGAAUUCAGAAGUAAUUGUUCCCGAUGUUCACCUGCACCUUCUUGUGUUUCACCCAUUAGUCGUGAUCUCGUUGAAGCCUAUGAUGUACCUAGAUCACUGAUAGGUCAGCCAAGUCCGAUAAGUCCCUCAAGUUCGGCAAGUUCCUUGACUGCAGAUUCUUUAAGUUCCUCAAAUAGAAGCAGUUUAGCAAAUAUGCCCGAUUAUGACGUCCCAAGACCCAUCAACAAGGGAUGCCAGUUGGUUUUACAUGCUUCCCAUAAUUAUGACAUUCUUGCAUCACAACCUUUAAAAGAAUUACCUUUAGAACUCAAUUCAGCUUUGGAAAAUUUAGAGAGGUUACAGUCUGACACAACGAGCUCAAUUUCCAAAUUGUUGGGAUUCGUGGGGCCACAGUGGCGAAGUAGGGAGAAGUUAGAAAGUAAUUUAAUGGACAUUAAGUUGGCUGUGAUCAGACUGAGGACAUCACUUCAUGAUUUAGCAGAAUUUGGAGAAGGGACGCUUGGAAAUGCAACAAGGGCUUCUGAUAAAAAUCUUGCGAGUAAAUUAGCACCGUUGGUAGUAGCACUGAAAAAAUCGGAUUGUUUAGUAUAUGAAGCAACUGAAAGACUUAAUGAACAAAGGUGGUCUCUUGAAUUGUUGUCAAGAUCUGAGGAUGACGAGAAAAACAGAAAGCCAGAUGAAUUGGAGCAGUUAGUAGCUUGUUCUCGAGCUCUGACAGAAGACAUACGACAAAUAGCAUCCUUCAUCCAAGGUAAUGGUUUGCUAUUGUUCAAACGGGAGCCACAAGGUAAUAACAACAAUGAAUGGUUGGAAGAUUACGAUUAUGUUAGUCUUGAUUCUAAGGAAGCUAUUUCAAAAAAACACGCAGAAAUUAGGGAAGCUCUUCCAAAAGAACUAAAGAAGAGUUAUGAUAAUUUAGUUAAACAUGCAGACGACGUUGCUUUUGACGCUGAACAUAAAAAUAGCUUGGAUUCUGAUGAUAAACAGCUUUUAAGUUUCUUUGCAGCUCAAUUAAUAACCCACCAUAAAAAUUUAACCCAAGCUAUUGAUGCUUUUUUGCAAACUGUUGAACAUAAUCAACCCCCUAAAGUCUUUUUAGCUCACGGAAAAUUUGUAGUAUUAAGUGCUCAUAAGUUAGUUCAUAUUGGUGAUACUGUUCAUAGAAAUGUUUCUUGUAAAGAAGUUAAAGAAAGAGCACUCAAUUGUGCCAAUGCAUUGUCUGAUGCUUUAGCUACUAGUGUAAAUAAAACAAAACAAGCAGCUUUACAGUUUCCUACUGUCACAGCAGUACAAGAAAUGGUUGAUUCUAUAGUCGAUAUUUCGUAUUCUGCACGGGACCUCAAAGUGUGUAUAGUGCAAGCUGCAAAUCCAAUGUAAUUUUUAUUUUGUUGACUGAUUUAGGCGUUAAUGUACUUUAUAUUAAGUUUGGCUUCAUAAAUUCAAUUAUAUUUUAUCAAUCAACAUCCACGUUUGUAGCAAAAUAAACUAGUUUGUAACAUGAACAAACAUUAAGAAAAUUUUUCUUAUAUUAAUUGACGCUAACAAAAGUAUUUAUUUUUAUUUGAUUAAAUAAAUUAGAAUCAGAUUGUUGUAACACGAUAUAAUUUUUUUAGUGUAAAAAUCUAAAGUGCAUAGAUGUGUGAGCACUUUAGAUUGUGUGCACACACAAUAUUGACACAAAUCAGUAAGUGGUGUUCUUAUGUUUUUGCCAAAUUCGUUUAUACUAAUUCUCAUAUAAUUUAGUAAACUUUUUCAGAAGGAUAUUGCGAACAAUAAGUGCAGCUCUUCUGGUUUAAUAAUUUGUGGGAACUUGCUGAUCUGCGGUAGAAACGGUCUAUAUAAUUACUUAUAGUAAGGUUACACAUUACCUAGUCAGUUGAAUUCACGUACUUUUCAAAUUUAAAAACUCGUUUAACACAACGGACUAAAUUUUGGGUUCAACAACUUAAAUGUUAGUAAAAUUUUUUUAACACUACACUGGCGCAUCAAACACUUUAAAAAUUAGGAUUCUAUCCUUUUGCGAUGUACAAAUGCACAAUGCAAACAUUCAUUUACACAUACCUAUAUUAAAGUUGUUGCAAAGUAUCGAUGUUUAUGCUUUUUCUUAUUAGUAAAGUAAAUGUUAUUUUUCAUUGAUAAGUGUUUUAUUCGGUUUAAAUUAUUUUUCAUUGAAAAUAACGUCUUCCAUUCUAAAGGCGGGCCCGGCAUUAGAAUGAGAAGAUCUUCUUGCUUUGCAAUACAUGUCUGUUUUAGUAAGUCUCUUCUAUUAAGCUUAUUAAAAAAUUAUUACCUGAAUAGAUAGUUCCUUUUUGAGCCGAGUUUCAAUACAUUGUGGUAUCUUGUGUUCUGGCAUGAUGCUGCAAAUCGUAACGCUUAAAUGUACCUGUAAAAUUUGUUCUUUGGAAAAUAGCGAUAAGUCGUUGUAAUAGGUAAUAUCUUUCAUGAACAUCGUGUCCUUAAUAUAGUUUUAGUACAGUAAGAAAAAAGCCCAAAGUGUGUUGCUGUAAAACAUUUUAUAACAAUACAAAACUUAUGAGUUAGGACAUACAAUUUCCGAAAUCACCAAACAUUUAAAAUAGCAGCAUUCAUAAUGGUGUAUAUGCGACGCGACGGUUUUAAAGAAAUAUGCAAAAAAAAAAUCGUAAAGUAGUAUAUUCUAAAAGCACAAAGUGAAACUUAAUGCACAAAAUCGUAUUGUAGAUUUUUUCAUUUUUCAGAUUUGUAAAUACAUAUAGAUACCUUCAAAGAUUAUUGCAUAACAUAGAAUGGUAAAGAACUUACUGUCAAUGUUUUAUUUGUUACGUUCGUGAAUAUUGCUGUAUUUCAAAUGCAUCGGUGUUUACUAUUGUUGUUCGUUGUUAAUAUGUCCAAAUAUAACAUGUAGCGAAGUAAGUUUACUACAACUUUUAGAAUCGUAAGAUUAGUGUCUAAAUAAUGAAGGUGUCUAUAGAUAUUCCACGUUUUACCAGGAAAGUCUGAGGCUCACAAUAGAGAAAAUAGUUAUCGUUAUGGUUCUAAGAGGAGCGAAUGAUUGAUAAAAUAGUGUUAAUAGUUAUCCCUUAAGGCCAUUUUCACGUUUAUGUAGCAUAAAUCAUAUUCCAGUUACUGCUAGUAACCAAGAUAGUAAAAAUGGAAUGAAAUCUAUUUGUGAACAAAUACAUCUGAAACGAAUGGUUAAAAAAAAAAAACUCAUCAUUAAAAUAUACCUUUCAUCAUGGCAUAUUAAAUUCAUGAUUACUUUAAUAAAUAAUUGUGUUGUACUAUAUUUAAAAAUAUUUGGCAGUAUUUUUUAAUGUUAUUUGAAUUGAAAUUUAUUGUUUGUCACAUUUCGUAUGUACACAUAACUUGCAAUGCAGAGAAAAUAUAAAUGAAAAAAAGAUUAUGUUAAAACGAUGUACAUAUAGUAUUAGCCUUCUGGAGUAAUAUCUGUUUUCAAAAAUUGCUUUAACGUUUCAUUUUGGCUUUGUUUUAUGAAAAGUGGCGUGAUAAUAUAAUACAUUAAAAAUUACUUCCAUUAAUUACAACAGUUUAAUUUUUCAUAUUUUUUUGUAUAAACGCAAAAGACUACUUAGUAUUUCUUGAAAACUGAUUUUGAAAAUAAGAAAUUUGCAAGAACUCUGUGAUCUAUAGUCUCUGUUUGCGUCUGAAAUUGAAUAUUAGGUUAAUAUUUUUAAAGAUUAUGAAUAUUCACAUUUGCAUUUUUUCUCUAUAACCAUAUUCUAAAAUAAGAUAUUUUAACGCACAAAUUCGCACACAAAAUAAUAUACACUAUUUUUAUAGAAAUUGCCUUGUAGUAAAAUGGUAAGAAUAUUUUCAUACUUAUUUGGAAAGUUGUUGCAUAUCGGAUUAAUUAAUAGAAUUCAUCUUACGUUUCGGUAAAUAAUGAGUACAAGAAAAAAAAAAAGGUAAAAUAUACUAUUCGUACGCUUGUCAAAGUAACACGCACAAUUUUUGGGGUAUCAGAAGCAAACGCACAAAUUCAAAGCACAAAUUUGAUUAAGAGGGAGGUACUGAAGUACUUGAAUGUAAAGACGCACAAAUUGAGUGCCUUUAGUUUUUAAUAAUCGAAAGUUAAACCAAAAAUGACAGUGUUAUUUCUGUUUCUUUCCCUUCUCAUUUUUGUACCUAUGCAUUGUAUACCAAUAAUUCUUUACAUUAUUUAAGAGAACUGUGUAUUUUAUACAAUGUUUAACGGAAAGUAUCAAAGCGAAUAAAAAUUACUUUUAUAUCGUACACUUUAGGUGCCUAAACAAACGCACACAAUAUUUAAAUUAUACUACUCACUGCCUAUUUUAAUCUGUACUACUCGUAUACUAAAUUGCUCGUUGUCUUGAUGUACAGUCUUGAAUGUUGUGACUCUUAAAUUUUUAGAUCUUUAAAUAUAAAAUUUACAAUGGAUUUCCGAAAAUUAAGCAAGUUGGUGUUGUCUUUUAUCGCUACAUAAUGACUAAAAUUUAAGAAUGAUAGUAUUAUAAUAAACUGUGUUUGGACCGAAACGGUCUUGGGAACUUACAUAUAAGGUACUAAUUUUUUAAGUAUAUAUAAUAUUUUCUUUAUCUGUGAGUACUCACUGUAGUUAUUGAGUGAUCAACUAAUAUAACAUCAAAGGGGCUCAAGCUCAUUAAUUAAAGUAAGUACACAUUGAAGUAACCCAGUCGAAUACUUUUGUUUGUGCGGAGAAAACGUUUCCAACAUAUUUUUUGAAAAUGUUUACUGAAUUUUAUUAUUUUUCAUUUGAGUUAAAAAAUAUCUUUAUUAACAAUCUUGUUACAAACGUGGAUUGUAUUCAGUUCUGACUGAUUAUAUCUAUUAAAUGAUGCGUUGUACGUCGAAAUCACGCAUUAAUUAUUCAGGGUCAGAUUUCUUUCGGUUAGGGUCAGCUGCCAGUAUCGAAAUCUUUUCUUGAGCAGGACAUGCGUUUUUUAAUUCGCCGAAUCACGCAAUAUAUAAUGGAGUGUUUUGCAUAAAUAAAGCUUCACUUUUUUUGGUAUUUGUUAGAUAUCGACGUCUACAAUUGUAUUAUAAUUCUACGAUAUUGUGAAUGUUAACAUUUUGAGUUUCAGAGAUUUAUAGUACAAUCUGUAAGAUGUCUUUGAAAGUUGCAUUUUAUGGUUUGGGUAACCGUUCAAAAUCAUUAUAUCACCGUGGAGUUGAAUAUUAUUAAAAUGUUUUUUAAUGUGUUAAAUACUUAUAUUGUGCAAUUCUGUAUCUGAGAUGUAAGUUUUUUAGUUUGAAGACUUCAUAGAAAAGUAUACAAUAAGAAAUAAUUGUGGUGCUGAUAAUGUUUCAUGGUGCAGUUUUUUUUUUAUUUGUUUAGAAAUUAAUAUUAUAUUCAAUCUGUUGCUGGGUAGCAAGCAACACAAUUAUUAUCUGGAAAUGGAAGAUAUGGGAAUUACCGCAUUUCAGAUAAAGAAUUUAUGUAAAAUAUUAUUGAAUGUACAGUAGCUCUAUAGUUUGUUAUGCGUCAGCAGAAAUUAAUGUAUUGAGUUCCUCCAGUAUUAGGAUUUUAUUUUGAUUGUUUUUUCCAAGCUUUAUUUUGUCAAUAAUUGUAAUAGUAUGAAACGAUAUGUAGUAGGAUUUUCAAUUCUCUGAUGUGGUUAAAAUAAAAUAUGAAAACUGUAAGUAUAGUCAUAAAAUGAAAUAAUAACAGUCUAUAUGUAUAUCCAGUUGCAUCAAAGAAUCAUUUUUUAUUUUGUUAUAUUUUCUGUUUAAUUUUAAAAUAAGUAGAAAUAUUUGUAUGUAUCUACAUACUUGUAAAGUAAGUAAGUUUGUUCAAAGGUUGUUUGUGGAAAUUUUAAUAGAAUAUAGGGAGCAACCGACAAACAGGAGGUUUAAAACAAUUCCGCAUACUUAACAAAAGAAAAUCUUGUGUAAUUUAUGACGAUUUUAGUUUAUUUUUUCUUUAUUUCUUAUUCUACUAUAGUAUUAAAUACGGUGUAGAUACCUUUUCUAGCAUAUACAAAAGUACCGUUGUUUUGAAUGAAUAAGUUUUGAGGUGUUGUCAACUUCUUGCAGCAUUACAAUGUACAGCUACAUAAUGACUCAAUAAUAGUUUAUACAUAGCGGAAAGUACAAAAACAUGUGAAAAUGAUUGUCAUGCCAAAUCAUAGGUGAAAUUUAAAUUUAUAUUUUUUUUAAGUUUGCGCUAAACUUUCAAAAAUUGUUAUAUAACAUCAAUGCAAUUUGUUAAUUGCAAUCAUAUGACAUGAUAUGAGGCAUCUGUUAUGUAGAAUUGUGUUUACAACCUGACUAUUUUAACAAUAUUUUUUGUAACAUUGUUGAACUUUAAUAGUAGACCUGACAAAAUUCACUUCUGUUGUAAAAAACCUUCAACUAAAUAAGGCGUAAUUUACUUAGUCGAUUUUAUUGCUAGAACUGAAAGUAGUGAAUUUAAAAUAAAGUGAACUACAUUUUGAGAUGGCACCUUAGAAUCACUUUGAGCAGUGAUUUGUAUGUAUUUUACCUAGGUACUUAUUCAACUAUUUUUACGAAGAAUUCCAAAACGUAUUCUAGUCAUUUAUAUAAUGUGUAAGUAACUGAAAAUAGAAAUCAAAAGUAUUCAUGUCGUGUUCAAUUUUUUUAUUAAUAAAUUGCAGCUUUGUAAGUGUGCAGUUCAAAAUGCUCAGUAAUAUUUAUUGAAAAUGCAAUUCAAUUACUGUACAAAAGGACUCUUUUAUGUUCUCAUAUAAACAUAACACCUAUGAUCUUUGAUGCAAUUUCAUCAGUAUUUCGUAAAAUAUUUAGAAAAGUUGUUAUAUCGGUUCCUAUUUUUGUGGUAUUUUUUGAUUUUUAAAUCAUAUCUAAUUUAAAUUCUCAAGUAAUGACAUUACCUAGUUUUGUCAUUUAACACAUUGUCUUGGCUCCUAUUAGACGUACUUAUUUGUAGCUGAUAAUAUAUAAACACACUGUAUAAAGUGUCUUCAAUGUUGAUAGACCUGUAACUAGUAUCAAGAUGUUUUUUCCAUUUAUUUUACAGUAGAAAAAUAUCUGCAACAUGAACAAUGUACCGCCAUUUGGUUUUACAUUCAGUAGAUGUAUAUAUUAUUUAUCAAUACUUAGUUUUAAGUUGUAGAUGUGUAAAAACCAAAUUUUAAUAUUUUAUAUUGAUAAAUUUUAAUAAAGUAAAAUUAAUCGUA